Chanos chanos (milkfish) is the source of this 1542-nucleotide messenger RNA. It is a transcript of the gene arhgef9a, whose product is annotated as Cdc42 guanine nucleotide exchange factor (GEF) 9a. The transcript is spliced from 9 exons. Lineage: Eukaryota; Metazoa; Chordata; Actinopteri; Gonorynchiformes; Chanidae. The coding region runs from base 16 to 1542 and encodes 508 amino acids. The record is from RefSeq and is a predicted model, not a curated record. Gene Ontology annotation, molecular function: protein binding; guanyl-nucleotide exchange factor activity.
UGGGAUCAUGUGACCAUGGCAGACCGCGAACUGGCCUUUAAAGCUGGUGAUGUCAUCAAAGUUCUGGAUGCUUCCAACAAGGACUGGUGGUGGGGCCAGAUCGACGAUGAGGAGGGCUGGUUUCCCGCCAGCUUUGUCAGGCUGUGGGUAAACCAGGAGGACAGUAAUAAUGCUGUAGAGCCAGCGGAAGGUUCUGGAGAAGUCCAGAAUGGACAUGCCGAGGCCAGUCCGAACCCCAGUACUGACUGUCUGUGUUUGGGCCAGUCUGUCCAGAGCAGGGACCAGAUGAGAGCCAAUGUUAUUAAUGAAAUAAUGAGUACAGAGAGACACUACAUCAAACAUCUUAAAGACAUCUGUGAGGGUUACCUGCGGCAGUGUAAGAAGCGGAGGGACAUGUUUAAUGAUGAACAGCUCAAAGUUAUAUUCGGCAACAUCGAGGACAUUUACCGGUUCCAGCUAGGUUUUGUCAGAGACCUGGAGAAACAGUACAACACAGAGGAGCCACAUCUCAGCGAGAUCGGACCCUGCUUCCUCGAACAUCAAGAUGGGUUUUGGAUCUAUUCGGAGUAUUGUAACAAUCAUGUGGACGCCUGUAUGGAGCUCUCACGACUCAUGCGGGAUGGGCGGUACCAGCACUUCUUUGAAGCAUGCCGAUUGGUGCAGCAGAUGAUUGACAUUGCGAUUGAUGGGUUUCUGCUGACGCCAGUCCAGAAGAUCUGUAAAUACCCUCUACAGCUUGGAGAGUUGCUCAAGUACACAGUUCAGGAACACAGUGACUAUCGGUAUGUUGCUGCGGCAUUGGCUGUGAUGCGGAACGUGACACAGCAAAUUAACGAACGCAAGAGGAGACUUGAAAACAUCGACAAAAUCGCCCAAUGGCAAGCAUCUGUUCUAGAUUGGGAGGGCGAGGAUAUUCUGGACCGUAGCUCUGAGCUGGUGUACACUGGGGAGUUGUCCUGGAUCUAUCAGCCUUAUGGGCGGAGUCAGACUCGAGUCUUUUUCCUGUUUGACCAUCAGAUGAUCAUCUGUAAGAAGGACCUGAUUCGCAGAGACAUUCUGUACUAUAAGGGGCGAAUCGACAUGGACCGUUAUGACGUGGUGGAUGCUAUUGACGGGCGAGAUGAUGACUUCAACGUUAGUGUGAAGAAUGCGUUCAAACUUAGCAACAAGGACUCUGAAGAAAUUCAUCUGUUUCUGGCCAAAAAGCUAGAGGAGAAAAUUCGUUGGCUGCGAGCCUUCCAUGAGGAACGUAAGAUGGUUCAAGAAGACGAAAAAAUUGGGUUUGAGAUUUCUGAAUAUCAGAAGCGUCAGGCUGCCAUGACAGUGAGGAGAGUAACCAAGCAGAAAGGUAUGACAUCAUGUGUGGGUCAGGGUCGGUCUGUACCCCCUGCUUACCCUCCCCCUCUGGACCCACUGAGUCCGGGGCAGUACCUUCUCCCAGACGGGUUGGGCCAGGCAGAUGGGUACGAGUACGGGGAACCAAAACGCAGCACAUCUCCCUUCUGGCAGAACUUCAGCCGGUUAGCCCCCUUUAAGAAAUAA